Molecule: messenger RNA, 1763 nt
Organism: Momordica charantia (bitter melon)
Lineage: Eukaryota; Viridiplantae; Streptophyta; Magnoliopsida; Cucurbitales; Cucurbitaceae
Source: RefSeq, a predicted model, not a curated record
CUUACAGGAACGGACUCCAAUCCAAAAGAAUGAAACCUAACGGAUAAUUACAAAAGGCUUUAGAAACAAAGUCCCAUAAAGAAGUAUUAAAUCUAAUGUGAUCCCAAACAUAACAGAGCCUCAUAAAGAAGUAUUAAAUCUAAUGAGAUCCCAAACAUAGUCAACGGAUUUCUCCACCUCCCUAAACAGCCUAUUAUUUCUCUCUUAUUUGUUCGAGGAGCAUGAAUCCUAAAUGUCUAGAAUAUUAAAGAUCUACAAUUGGAUACGCUUUAAAAUAAAUUGCUUAGAAAUUAGGUGCUUGUGUUUGUUUCACAAGCUUUCUUCAGGUGAAUAAAUUUAUCUAUUUAACAUAAAUGCCACGUGCACAUCACUCUCUUUUAUGAAAACUAUUCUACUGUUUUGUUUGUAAUUGCUAACACCUCCCUUUUGGUUUGAUGUGAUGCGAUCAUGAAAGCUGUUAUUUUUAAAUAAUAAAUAACAUGGGUAUCAAUAAUCAUGUCUAAACUGCGAGUAAUUGUGUCAUUGUAUUAAUAUCACAGUUUAACUCACAUCUAUCCUAUUAGCUAAUAUAUACAUAAAGCUUAUGUGAUGUUAUUGAUGGAAUUGGGAAGGAUCCCAUCUGGUGUUCAGUUAUCAUUUUUGUUAAUGCUUGUUGGCUUUAUUUUUAUUCCUUGUCACGGGUAUGUUUCUUUCUCUAGCUUUUUGUAGUUAGGGAUCAUUUUUCUCUUCCAAAUCUAGAUAUAAUAUUGUGUUGUAGGAUUGAGAAACCCUGAAAUGUCUCCCUCUCCAACUCAUCAAUUCCAUCAACAUUCACCUGACCAGAGAAUGUUUCAUGCACGAGGGUUUAAUGGAUCUGGUUGCCAUGGUGGCCCAGCGAUUCCCAGGCCGUUUCCUAUGGAUCGAGGAACUCCUGGUAUCUGGAGCGGACCGAGAAGCCCAUUUGUCAACCAAUUCCCUGGCCAUCCUCCAAGGGGGAUGAGCUCCCCCAGAAGCCCAUUUGUCAACCACUUCCCUAGCCAUCCACCAAGGGAUAUGAGCUCCCCCAGCAUUGUUCCUGGACCAAGAGGUAAUUCUUACACCAAUCCAAUGCAAGACAGGGUUAAUUACCAUACUCCUAGCCCUAGUUCAGGGUAUGAAGGCAGUCCUAGCCCAGGUCGAGGCAGCCAUGGUUUUUGUGGCAAUAUGACCCCUACUUCAAGAUUUGGCUCUGGACGAGGUUCCAGUUAUCAUGGUCGUCACUUUUCAUCGAACAAAUCGCUCAGGCCCGAGCAUUUUCCAUUUUAUAAUGAAUCCAUGCUUGACGAUCCCUGGAAAGAUUUGCAACCUGGUAUUUGGAGGACAACCGCUCGUGCCAACUCUUCGGAAUCUUGGAUUUCAAGAUCCCGUAUGAAAAAAGCAAGAGUUUCAGAACCUUUCAGCAGCUCAAGCUCUCAACCUAGCCUCGCCGAGUACCUGGCUGCCUCGUUCAAUGAAGCAGUGGACGAUGCACCAAGUGUGUGAAACUUUUAUCCGGAGCUCCGUUGAAGCCAUUUCAUCUUACUGCAGAUUCCAACCUAGUACAACUGCAACCAAAAGGAGAGUAAUUUUUCUCUAUAUACUGGUUAUAAAUGUGGUAAAAUUCAAAGGUAAUCUAUGGUGAUCAUGGCACAGUUAUCUCUCCAUGUUGGGUUACGACUUCUAUGUACACUUUCUUCGGUUAGUUGCAUGUUUUAUCAACCAUGUUUAGAGGAUAAUGGACAUGAUUUAGCUUUGUUUUGUUGUCU